UGCAUCAUCGUAAUCAGCAAUAUCUGCCGCACACCGACCUUUCGCAUCUGUAGGUUACCUUACCUGUCAGGUGAAGUAAACUACGCCCCCUCAUUACGUUUACAUACUGUUUUUGAAGUUGAUGAUUUAACUGAAUCGAUGGCAGCAGGGAAUAGUAGGGAGCUAUGCAGUGUAUGUCUUGAACGUUUUGAGCAUGAUGUUCGACCUCCUGUUGCUCUUUCAUGUGGACAUUCAUUCUGCCGUCCCUGCCUUAUUAACCGGUGUUCCUCCCAUUCACCUUUGCAAUGUCCAAAGUGCAGUCGUAGCCAUGAGGGUGAACAUCCAAGAGGUCUCCCCAUAAAUUUCCUCUUGCUGAGUGUCAUUGAACAUGUCACAGAUAAUAGAGAAGAGCCAAAUGCAUGUGUUGAACAGAGGGAAGAAGAUCCAAAGAAAGGACUCUACUGUAAAGAGAGUGAUUCCUCAGAUUCCGAUAGUGAUGAAGAAAACUGUAAAGACGUUAAAACAAAUAUAUUAGACAGUAAUAAAAAUAAGUCAGCUGAGCCUGUAUUGAGGAGUCCAAUUGAAGAUGAUAGAGACCAACUCAUUUUGAAUAUUUCUGCUAAAACAUCAAAACCCAAAGCCGUAUACAAAAGAAAACCUUUUGUAAUUUUAGCUGUGAUAAUAGUAGCCAUUCUUAUUGGGUUAGCAUCAUGUUACCUGAUUGCUCCAGCUAUGUUGAGAAGUUGGGGAUUUACAGAAACAGGUGCACAAUCUAAUACUUAUGCAUCACAACUGAUGAGCGAAGCACACAAGACACAUGGAAAGAUUCCCAAGGAGAGUUGGAUGACUGGAUGGGAACACCCAGAAAAUGGUACGAAACUGCAAUGCUAUCCUUCCACAGAAUUAUCGGUGGCGUGGUUCCAAAGGGCAGGUGUUAAAGGCUUUGACACUCCAACUAAAGUGCUGCUUUUUUUUGCAGGAUUCAUCAUCUUUUGUUUCAUAUCAUUUGCUGUAUAUUGUGUCUGGUAUCUUUAUAAUUAUGUCAAACAACAGUAUAAAAAAUACAAAGAAUUUGUUUUGCAAAAAUUACCAUCAAGUGAAGAAACAAACAGCAUAGUAUAAUUUUCACCUGAAUUAGUUACUACAGGUAUUAGGUAUGAUCUCCAUCCAGCUUUUAAUAUAGCAGUAUGUAGAAAAUUUUUCAAAUAUUUGUUAGUCCAUAACUUCAUUGCCAAGGUCGGCAUCAAUUGCCCCACAAUUCAUUUUGAAUACCUGGUAAGGGUAUGAGGUCCUGAAACACCUGGAGCAGAAAAUGUUAUGUUUGGUGGCAGAAAUACCUGAACUCUCUCCUAAGUAAUUUCUCACUUUAGGGAUGAAAAUUGAAGCCACCAGUGAAUAACACUGCCAUGGCCCAGUGUUGAUGUUGCAAUGCUGUAAUGAGAGAAGAUACUUGAUUUUUUAUUUUUCCAAAGUUUGAGGAUUCUUUGCUUAGCAUACAGUGCUAGGCUACCUUGCUAAUUAGUACCAGUGUUAACUUGUUCUUCAGGGUCAUAAAGCCUGGAAUUUGUUUAGCUUGUGGAUAUAUGUUGUAUUGGGAAUCUUUUGCCAAAAAAGGCCUGGUUUGUGUCAUUUGCAAUCUUGCGUAGUUAUUCUGAAAAUAUGGCAGAUGCAUUCGCUUCACCAAAUGCAGCCUCUCCAGUAAUUUGUAUAUUAAGAUUAUACCUGCUUCUUAACUUAUCAACCAUCCCUUCCUGCUUGUGAAUGGCUGGAAGUCCCUUUCCUUUCAUGCUUUUUAUCCAAAGUCCUCAUAUUUGCUCAAGGACUCUUGUUGUGUCAAAUUGCCAUCAAGACUAACUUUUCUGGCUCAUAUCUUCUACCCAGAUAUCAUCUAUCCUCAGUGGUAAAUCCUUGCAGUUCACAGUUAACUACUUUUGCAGACGGGCAUAACAGCAAAGGUAGCCUUUUUUUUUUUUUUAGCACUUUAAUAAAAUUGUGUGUUCAUCAUUGAUUGUGGCAACCUGUGCUAGAGAUUUCUUUGCCUAUUUUAAUUAUAUAUUGUUUGUUUGUAUACUGCUUUUACGUUGCAUGGAACCAGUGGUUAUUCAGCAACGGGACCAACGGCUUUACGUGACUUCCGAACCACGUCGAGAGUGAACUUCUAUCACCAGAAAUACACAUCUCUCACUCCUCAAUGGAAUGACCGAGAAUCGAACCCGCGACCACCGAGGUGGGACGCAAACACCAUACCAACCACGCCACUGAGGCGCUUAUUUUAAUGAUAUAGUACCAGCAGGCCUGUAGGUGGAUAGUGCAGUUAGUGCACCUCAUGUGUUGCACUAUAGGCAUUAUUUAAGGUUCUUUGCUGGGUGUCUUUGGCCCCUAGCUGCAACACAUUUCAUUCCUUUUACUGCACCUUUUAUAUUCUGUCUUCCAUCUUACUUUCCACCCUCUUCUAACAAUUUUUUCUUGGUCCUAAAUUGUAUAUUCAGUGUGAUUCACGACUAGCAGAUUAUUUUCUUGACAAAUUUAUUCUGUCUGAGAGGAAGGACUUCAUGCUUUCACUGUGUAUUAGAAUUGCUACUAUCAUCAUUGGAUUCACAUUUUGCAGCUGUUAUUUUAGUGAGCAAGCGCUUUCUAGUGUACUGGCAAACUGAAUGCUAGAGGCAGACUGGUGUGGGAACAAAAGGGGCUUCGGCUGCUGUUUUGUCUUGGGCAUGACAUGUCCCAACAAUUUUCAUCAUGUUACAGCCUGUGCUUGCUUGUUGGGUAGAUGACAGACAACCUGUGAAGCACUCUUGUCUUCCUCAAUUUUCUAUCAGUUUUGUAUUGGGAGGGCUUUUAUAAGCAAGGAUAAGAACUAGUUUAUGCAUAGAGCUGGAGAUAAUGUACUUUAUGAGGUACGUCAAGUUUCUUUUUUUCCUGUGAAUUACAUACCAUUGCCUCAUAUAAAAAGUAUUAUCAGUGGAAGCUGGAGUGGUCAUUAACUGUUUAUCAGGGUGAGUGGGGAUUCACCAUUCACUUUUUCUUCAGCUGCCAGAGAGUGGACAUCAUGCUAGGCCUGCUCUCAUCCUACUGUUGUUGAGUGCUUAAUGAUGAGCUGAAUUAAUUCCUUUCACUAUUUUGUUGGUUUUUUGCUGAAAUUCAUUUUUUCCUCAUUAUUUUUUCCUUGAAGAAAAAACAUGCUAUUGCAAGAGUUAUGGUUAUCUGCUUGGGCACUUCCUGUCUUCCAUAAUAGUUGACCCUCACAGGUACUGCUCCUUUUGUAGGGUUAAAUUGCAUAUUUGUACUUUCCUGUGCAACUAGGUGAUGGUUGGACUUCUCAGUGGGAGUAGUAUGGUAGGAGGAGGAAGAAUGGUGAUAGGAAUGCAGGUGUUGUCUCCCUUCCACCUUUUGUUGUUGACUUUGAAGUUGUUACUGAGUAAGGGAGGUGCCAGGAAGAGAGAGUUAAAGUUCAAACAUUGUUUGGAUAGUUACUCUCUUUGAUCUCAUGGGGCUUCCCUUAGGAAAAAUUCCAUUCAUUCUUUAUGGGAGCAAGCAAAGGAGCAGAGGUCAGGUAUGUCUUCCUUUUGGUGGAAACCCUUUAGGCUGAGCUUGAACAGUACUUUUGAAGCAAGACUGUUGGUCAGGUUGUCAUGGUCACAGCUAGCCCUUGGUGUUUUGGAUGACCCUUAUCUGUGGAGCAGAUGGUUUCCUUAAGUCCAGCAGAUUGAGCAAGCUCCUUCUUCUGCCAAUCACAUGCAAGAGGAUGCAGAGACUGCUACUUUUGUACUGAGCUCUUCAGUCUGUAGACUGACAAAUGACUCCCUCUGUGGAGACUGUUCCUUCUUGGUUACAGAAAUGGGCGCCAUAAAGUCUGUUGCUGUGGUUUCUUUCUAGGCUACCUUGUGGCUCAACCUGUGGUUGAACAUUUUGGCAGACUUUCCAUUUAAUAGGUUUCUCGUCUCAUGACAAGAUGGCAGUGUUCAGGAGGUUGUUGGUAUUAGGGAGAAAGGUCCUGACUUUUCUCUUGCACCACACUACCAACUUGUUAGCUAACCUGGUUUUGAAAAGGAUAGACAUGGCUACUCUUUUCUCCCAUUGAUUUCUCAGGAGGAUACCUCUUUUCUUCCAUUGAUUUCUUAGGAAAGUAGCCUUUCACAGAGUAUCAUGUCAAGUGUUUGACUCUAAUCUGCUGUUUCUGCAGAGUUGUGUGGAGCUAGUAGUUUAGAUGAGAAAGAAGGAUUCUUGGGACUCUGAAUCUUAACAUUCUAGUCACAACUUUUCAGACCUUUUCUGUCUAUGUUUCUGUUACAGAAAGAAGUACAGAAUAUUCAUAUUUACCAGUUUAGUUUUAACUGUCUUUUCUUUUAUCAUCCAAGCUGAUGAUCUUUAUUUUGUUGUCCUUUCAUUUCUGCUUAAGUUUGGUGUCCCCCAAAGUUAUAAAAAAAAUUUCUACCUCAUCAAAGACCUGUCCUAAUACCACAACAUAGUUAUCCACUUUUCUGUCAUUCAGGCAUUAAAAAGUCUUACUCCAUAUAAAUUUUACAUCCAGUACAUUGCAGCGAGUUCCUCACAUUUUCCUUGAGCAGUCGCAUCAAACCUCUUGCUAUUACCUAGGCAGCCCCUGUAAGCUGUUUUUCUUACAAUGAUUUUCAGUCCAUGUUCCUCAGAUUCUCUCGUCAACGCUAGGUUAUCUACAUAAAGCAGAGCAGCCCCCUAGGAGUUCAUUUUCUGCAGGCUUUCCAUGUUGCUUCCUCCAAGUGGCUCAGAACUUAUACUUAACACAUUUAUCUCAUCCUUUGAAUACUACACCUGCUGCUGUCUUCACAUAGGUAUUGUGGCAGAAUAAUAUCCCUGACUUGGGUCUCCGUGGUAUCCUUCACCAAUGGUACUGUUGUUAGAUCCUUCUGAAGAUUCACAAAAUGUUUAGUAACUAAUCUUCCUUCUUGAUUUGUACUUUUCCUCUAAUAGCUACAUUAUCAAGAUUGCUUUUGUUGUUGGCCUUUACAUAAAGGCAGAUGGUUAUUAGUUAUAAUUUUUAUGUUACUCCUCCAGCACAUUGGCCAAUGUUUUCACAUGUUCAAGUAAUCUUACUCCAUUAAUUUCGUCUUUGCAGUAAACCCGCUUUAUCUUUGUAACAAGAAAUACCAGAGAAAAUACCUAUCGGAAAAGACAAAAGAAAGAAAUGAUUGUUUCCUAACUAUACCUCCUAUCCCAAAUAAAAAAAGCUGAAUAAAUAAAGCAUUAAAAGAGAAAUGCAUGCAGGUAAGGAUUAAUCGACUCUGAGAACCUUGCCUGUCACAUGCAUUCACAGUCAACCUUGCCCAUCACAUGCAUUCACCACAUCUAGUAUUACCUUAUUACUUUCUUAUCAUUAUUGUAAGGCUUUUGCUACUUUUUGGGGCCCAUCUCUAUCUCUGUCAUGUUUUCAUAAAUUCUGGAAUGGUCAGGAGUGACCAAUUCUACUGCUGUUUACACUAGUUUGUUCGUUCUUCCCAAGAUUUCUGGAAUUUAUUUUUCAUACUGAACUAUACAUAUUUAAUUGUACUGUAUGUUAGUGAACCAUCAAACUUUGGGAAACCCUAAAGAUGAAAAUAAAACCACCCAUCACCUAACAAAACAGUUUAAAAGUAUGCCCAGGAAGGAAAACUAAAAGCUUUGAGGAAUUAAUAUUUUUGACCAAGUAUCACAUAAAAUUUAAGUAUGUAAAAAAAAUUGCUGAAUGAAGUUUGAGAAGUACUUACUUAUGAAUGUAACAGAUUAUAUACGUAUUUAAACUUUUUACAUUUUUAAUGGACUACAUGCUCUUGUCAGGUCUUGAUAAUUGUUUUUGCUGAAUAGCGGAGGUGAUGUUCAUUUUCAAAAGAAUUCAUUUUAUUUUUACUCUAAGUGAUGGACCAAUAUCAGCUUUUCUAUCAAAAUGCUUUUAAUUUGGAAAGAUUUUACAAGUAAUUAACUCAUAAAACAUUCAUUGGCAGGAUUCCAACUAUGGUAAUUGUCAACUUUUGUAUACUACUUAUCUAGACAUUUAACACUAAUAUAUUUGUAUUCCAAUUAAUGUGAUAAUAAAAGUUACAAGUAAAA
Macrobrachium nipponense is the source of this 6042-nucleotide messenger RNA. RefSeq lists its product as uncharacterized. Gene Ontology annotation, biological process: protein ubiquitination. The transcript is spliced from 7 exons. Gene Ontology annotation, molecular function: ubiquitin protein ligase activity. The record is from RefSeq and is a predicted model, not a curated record. Bases 139 to 1101 code for a protein of 320 amino acids. Lineage: Eukaryota; Metazoa; Arthropoda; Malacostraca; Decapoda; Palaemonidae.